CAUGAGUAUCGCGUACACCCUCCUGGUACUGUGCUUGCAGGCUGUGUUCCAAACCGUCCUAAUUUUGGCCUCUCGCCCGUAUGCACACGUACUGGACCCCGCCUGCUCCUCUAGAUCACUGAAUUGGGCCCUAAUUGGCCUAGUGCGGUUCGAUCUCAAUCCAGCUGUGGAUGUUACCUUCUCUAUCGUAAGUCAACAAUCAAUCGACAUAGGUAUUUUGGCUGUCUGUAAGAUUAACCGAGGCCCUGAGCUGCUACUGGUGGCGGUGGGGGUGAUGAAUCAUAUAUUCUCACGAGAUGCUCGGUACUUAGAGAAAGACGACGAACCCGAAGAGCUGGAUCUGGACUUGUAUACAGCCCUGUCGCAAUUCACUCAGCGAUCCGCACUUAGCCGCAGCCAAGAGCAGUUGGUCGGAAGUCCAUCGAAUUCUCCUGCGAACGAGACGCCGAAUAUGCAGAACCUUUCAAAAGCCAAGGAAAGUUUAGAGAAUGGGGUUUCUUUUAAUGAAAAAGGAGAGAACGAGAAUCAUUCGAUCCAGACACAAACAGCACUACCGGGGAGGGUUGGUGUUGAUGGGGAUCAGGAGGGAGAAUAUUCCUCAGCAAAUGAUAAGGCAGCAAGUAAUACCAAUUUAGAAACCGACCAAUGGGAUGGCUCCGAUGUAGUUACGGCGGCGGUAGAGAGCCCCACGCACGCCGUCGACAAUAUUCACACAUACGUGGAUAGUAAUACUGCGCUGAAUUCAGACAUGCACACAGAUGACAGCACACACACCCCACCGGAUAGUCAUACUGAACUAGAUACACACAUGCACGGUAAGGUGAAUACGACUUCCAAUGUAAACGUACAUGGUGACUCAUGGGUGGAGGGGGUGGCUGAGGAUAGGGCCUCGCGCAGUGGGAGUGUGCAUAGUGUGGGUAGCACGCAUUCUACGACUAGUCUUCAUUCUCCGGAUGGCGAGAUAGCUAUAGAUAGAUCGCAAUCUAUAAAUAGCACUCAUUCUAUUAAUAGACCGCAGAAUAGUGCAGGGUUUGUUCACAGCACAGAUUCCCUUGUCUCGGUGUCGCCCGUAGGGUCGCCAUCGCGGGCGUCCCUCUCGGACGAAGAAUCGUACUAUGGCACCCCAUCGAACUAUACCCAAACUGUGCCUACCUACGAUAAACGUACCUACGAUAGCUAUACCCCCGACUAUUCCUACACCCCCGAAGCGGGCUAUGCUUCGGAUGAAAGUACCGAACUGUUCUUCGAGUCUCCGGAUGACAACUACUACGACGACGCCGACUACACGGCCGGCAGCGAUAACACUCUCGCGCACACACGCGACGGAGAUAGCGGUGACAGCCUACAGACACACACACACACACACACACACGCACAUACCCACCCCCUCCAACACACACAUGGAGAGAAGCAGGUGACACCGUGGAGCACACGCGUGCAUGUGUUUAUGCUGCGCAUGGGCGAGGCUUUCACCCGUGGGUUUACGCCUGCGGUGGUACUGACUGCGGGCGCCACCAACCCGUCGCUGCUCAAUGCGCCGUACUUUCUGUGCGUGGCUGUGAUGCCUGUUCUGCUGUGUCUCAGGCGGCUGCACCUGCUCACCCAUGCGAAGAUAGUGCGGCGUGUGGGGCUGUAUUACGCUCUAUUGCAUCUGGUGACGCUGAGUGUGUUCCAGUUGGUAGGUACCGAGUACGCCUACUCUGCCGUCCAGACUCGCCUGCUCAAUGCUCUGGGUCUGCUGGAUCUGGUGGGCGUGUACGGCAAGGCAGUGCCCUGUCCGCCGUUGUAUUUGGUGUGGAUGAUCUCUAGACCGGACCACAUGGUGAUGGUGAUAUCGUUGGUACUGGUGUGUCUGUUCGUCACUAACAGCGACACAGCACAGCUACGCUCACCCGCGUCGGACUUCGCCUACGACUGUGACUACGACUACGCCGCCAUGCACACGCCCACGCACACUGCGGAUGAGGCAUACACGAGCAUGUACACGAACAACAACACACACAACACACACACCACCCAUAACACACCCCACACAAGGGAGGCCUAUACCGCACAGAGUGAUUACAGAUACACGAACGGUAAUGAUGAGGAGACAGGGCUUGUGGCGCAUGGCUCGAGCGAUGGGCUGGCGACCCAUGGCCCACAUGCAGACACACACACACACACACACACACACACGGAGGGAGAGAGAGAUGCACAACAGGCAUACACGCCACACCCAGCACACGACCACCCUACACCCGCACACGCACCCACCCACAUACACGCACCCACACCCACACAGCAGAGGGUGAGCAAGUCACUGGCCAUGGAGCUACUUGAGCGGUACAAUCACAUUGCGUGCUUUGUCAUGUGCAUGGGGUGGGGCCUGGCGUUCUCGUCUCUGCUGACUCUGCCGAUCUUUCUGUAUGGGUUGGGUGGGUGGGUGUCCCCUGUGCACUACAUGCGCAAGCCGUUGCGGUGGCUGGUGGUAUACUGCUUUGGGCUGUGCGUGCUGUCGUAUCUGUACGAUACCACAGGUGUGUACGCUGUGCAUUGCGGAUUCUAA
Messenger RNA from Sphaeroforma arctica JP610, 2548 nucleotides. RefSeq lists its product as hypothetical. Lineage: Eukaryota; Ichthyosporea; Ichthyophonida. The annotation marks the transcript as partial. The record is from RefSeq and is a predicted model, not a curated record. The transcript has 5 exons.